Molecule: messenger RNA, 782 nt
Organism: Harpegnathos saltator (Jerdon's jumping ant)
Lineage: Eukaryota; Metazoa; Arthropoda; Insecta; Hymenoptera; Formicidae
Exons: 5
Coding region: 1-771 (256 amino acids)
Biological process (GO): detection of chemical stimulus involved in sensory perception of smell; sensory perception of smell
Cellular component (GO): plasma membrane
Molecular function (GO): odorant binding; olfactory receptor activity
Source: RefSeq, a predicted model, not a curated record
AUGAAGUCUACUUGGAACCGUUAUUACGACGUCACGAAAAGAUUGUCACUGCUCACCGGUCAAUGGCCCUAUCAGAAUAAGAGGAACAGGAUGUUGAGGACGGGUGUGAUAAUGUCGAAUGUGCUUGUCAUAAACGUGCCGCAGAUGUGCAAGUUUAUUCAGUGCGACGGGGACGUGGAGUGCAUUCUGAGGGUUAUGCCGUCGUACAUGUUGAUGAUCGUAAUUAUGUUGAAGACGUGCCUUUGUCAGUACAAGAGCAGCAAAAUGAGGAUCCUUACCAAACGCGUGAUUGACGAUUGGGAGAACUUGCAAACCCCAGAAGAGUACGAGAUCAUGAAAAUGUACGCCACGGGUGCGAAGUGGCUCGUCCUCGCGUAUUCCGCGGUCUGUCUGAUCGGUGUUGCCAUAUUCAUGGCAAUGGCUCUCAUAUCGCGAGUACUGGACAUCGUGUUGCCCCUCAACGAGUCACGUCCUGUAACGCUGCCUUUCGAGGCGUAUUACUUUGUCGACGAGAGGAAAUAUUUCUUUUACAUUUUUUCUCAAGGUUUCCUGGCCGGGGUAGUAAGUAUGAUGGGACUGGUUGCUUAUGAUACUAUGUUUAUGACUUUCGUCGAGCACGUCUGCGGCACCUUCGCAGUGGCCGGAUUUCGAUUCGAGCACCUGAUGUGCGAGAGUAUCGACAUAAUACGAGUUGUUAAUAACACUCUGGAUAAAGUGUACAACCAAAGAAUGGCGCACUGCGUGAAAAUACAUUGGGCGGCUCUAGAGUGAGUACGUAACAU